AUGAUGUGUGAAGGGUUUAUUGGCCUAUAACUCCUCAUUGGAAAUAAAGCAACAGAUAAUUAUCUCUCACUACAGUCUUCUAGGAUUGGUCGGCUCUACUGUCAAUCAUACGCCCCAAGCCUAAACGGGAUGAAUGGGAUGUAGCCUACUCAUCUAUUCGCCGUAGUGCGCUCCCUCUCGCUCACACGCCUGUUGGCCAAGUGAUGGGAGACAACCACCGAUACUUUGUUUUUACGCACAGGGCGCGGACACACCUGACCGGAGUAUCUUUUCGUUUCGUUUGGAAUUGCGUAUCAAUGGAGCUGGAAAUUAGAUUAAUUCAUCACUAAAUAAUAAGAAGUCCGUUAUAAACAGCGUAUAGGCAAGUUGUGGAAUUAUGUCACCAGGAUUUUUGCAGUGGAAGAGGAGCGAAUAACUUUAGCCAAUAUGCGUUUUUGGAUUAUGACUCGUCUCGCCCGACUGUCCUAUGGAAUAUAGCCCAAUAUAUCAGAACCUGCAUUUUGUCUCAUCAUCCCACGUGAGGAAUAAACUCUUUGUUUUCUGCAUCAUGUUGUCCCUGUGGGUGUAUAUGAUAUAUUGCUGCGUCGGAUACUGUUCAACCAUGCCAAGUCUGAUGGUCGGUACAGCCAGCAGUAAACAUUCACAACAUCUCGAAACAGUUGACCCUAACAGAACUCAACCCCGACUCCAAAACGAAGGGGACUUGGAAUCCGAACACCAAGAAGAUCCGUUAGAUUCUUUAGAUCCGUUAUUCGGCGCAUCAUCCAGGGACGUGUUAAAUAAUGAGAGUGAUUUGGACAGCAGAGGAGGGGAGGACUGGGAUGAGAUUCGAAGCGAGCAGAGGACGUUGGAUAAUAAUGUCGUGUCAAGUCUCUUCAACGAGUCAGGGCCGGUGGAGAGUAAGAAGUUGCCCCAGGCGAUUAUCAUCGGGGUGAAGAAGGGAGGCACACGGGCGCUGCUGGAGUUCCUCCGCGUGCAUCCCGACAUUAGAGCUGUUGGGGCCGAGCCGCACUUCUUUGAUCGGAACUAUGACAAGGGGCUAGAGUGGUACAGAGACCGUAUGCCUGAGACUCAGGAGGGUCAGAUCACCAUGGAGAAGACCCCCAGCUACUACGUCACUAAAGACGUCCCCGCCCGUAUCCACACCAUGUCCCCAGACACCAGGCUGAUUGUGGUGGUCCGAGACCCCGUCACCAGGGCCAUCUCAGACUACACUCAGACCCGCUCCAAGAAACCUGACAUCCCCUCCUUUGAGAGCCUCGCCUUCAAGAACAGAACUACGGGUCUCAUCGACACGUCCUGGAGCGCCGUCCAGAUCGGGAUGUAUGCCAAGCACCUAGAACGCUGGCUGCAGUACUUCCCCAAGGACCAGCUCCUCUUCAUCAGCGGGGAGAGGUUGAUCUCCGACCCAGCCGGGGAGAUGACACGCGUACAGGACUUCCUGGGGCUCAGGAGGGUGGUCGGUCACAAACACUUUCACUUCAACCCAGCCAAGGGCUUCCCCUGUCUGAAGAGGCCGGAGGGGAAUAGUAAACCUCACUGUCUGGGUAAAACCAAAGGAAGGAUUCAUCCUAAUAUUGACCCUGAGGUGGUACAGAAGCUGAGGAACUUUUAUCAACCUUUCAACAGGAGGUUUUAUCAGAUGACGGGUCAUGACUUUGGAUGGGGUUCAUGGAGCUGAGCGACGGAGACAUUGAGUGAAUCCGAAAUGGAACCCUAUUCCCUAUGUAGCGCACUACCCUGGUCAAUAGUAGUGCACUAUAACAUUGGACAAAAUGGCACCCUCUUCCCUAUGUAGCGCACUACCCUGGUCAAUAGUAGUGCACUAUAAUAUCGGACAAAAUGGCACCCUCUUCCCUAUGUAGCGCACUACCCUGGUCAAUAGUAGUGCAUUAUUGAGGUUGUUGUACACUAUUCUGUUCAAAUGCAGUGCACUACUGAGGUGUUAUGGUGCCCUUUCAGACAGAGAUGUUGUAUUUUUCUUUGCGGGGUUUUAGGUUGUAAUUGUAACAAUUUGGAGAUAUUGUUAGACUGUGUAUAUAAGGCAGCGUGUGUAAAAAGUACAGAAGUCUAUUUUAUGAUAAUUUAUUUCUAGGAUAUUAUGAACUCACUGAGCUGCCUAUCCAUGUUUGUUGAGGAUCAUCACACAUCUUUACAUUCCUGUUUUUUAAAUCUUCGUUUGAAGGGCAUUUUGUAAUCUUGAAAUUACCUCAGAAAAAAUACAUGUGCAGGAAUUGUGGAAAUGAAAAUAUAACAGCACAAUUCUGUUACGGGUAGCAGCACUCGACCAGCAGGGUUAGGCUAGAGCUAUUGUUUCCCUUCAUAUACAUGCAAUGACUUUAUAAUGCUGCAUUAGCUCAUUCUCCCUCCCUUUACCACAUUGCUUUUUAACAUGACUGAACGAAUACCACACCAUCUCAGCAAAAACGGUUCAAUCACAAAGGUUGGUAGAAUGAGGACGUACAAAUACUGUAACGACCAGAGAAUUAGUGUUGGGUCAUUGAACACGGAGGCAUCUCUGUAGCCUCUUUGUUUUUAAAAUAUGUUUAAAAACCACUCAUGGAGUCCAAAUCAACCUCCUUAAGAUCAGCCUGACCUCCAGAGGCCUGUGGGCCCACUUCAUCCACCAGAUCAAUAUAUAGAACCCCAGCUGAUCCCGUCAGACUGCGUCCCAAAUGGCUCCAUGCUCACUUAAUCGUUCACUACUUAUGACCAGGACCCAUGGGGCAUUUAGGGAAACAGGGAACCAUUUGGGAUGCCCUUCCAGUGUCACUAUGACAGCUAUAUCAAUACAGUAAUAACUCAUCAUCACAUCAAUUACACGUGAGUGAUGCCACAUUACAGCUGAGUGAUGUCACAGUGCAGCUGAGUGAUGUCACAUUACAGCUGAGUGAUGUCACAGUGUAGCUGAGUGAUGUCACAUUACAGCUGAGUGAUGUCACAGUGCAGCUGAGUGAUGUCACAUUACAGCUGAGUGAUGUCACAGUGCAGCUGAGUGAUAUCACAUUACAGCUGAGUGAUGUCACAGUGCAGCUGAGUGAUGUCACAUUACAGCUGAGUGAUGUCACAUUGUCUUUUUGAUGAGAUGACACCGCAUUUUCAUGUUUGUAAUCCGUUCUUUGCUAACAGUGAGGUUGGCUUGUGUAAUGACUCUAUACAGGGAUGAUGAGCUGACCAUGAUACAGUAUAAUGUUAUCAUCACAGCCCUCUGUAGUCCUGUUAGGUAAAGUUAACAGGACUGCUGUUGGAUCAGCUGUUAUCAUCACAGCCCUCUGUAGUCCUGUUGGGUAAAGUUAACAGGACUGCUGUUGGAUCAGCUGUUAUCAUCACAGCCCUCUGUAGUCCUGUUAGGUAAAGUUAACAGGACUGCUGUUGGAUCAGAUGUUAUCACCACAGCCCUCUGUAGUCCUGUUGGGUAAAGUUAACAGGACUGCUGUUGGAUCAGCUGUUAUCAUCACAGCCCUCUGUAGUCCUGUUAGGUAAAGUUAACAGGACUGCUGUUGGAUCAGAUGUUAUCAUCACAGCCCUCUGUAGUCCUGUUAGGUAAAGUUAACAGGACUGCUGUUGGAUCAGAUGUUAUCAUCACAGCCCUCUGUAGUCCUGUUAGGUAAAGUUAACAGGACAGCUGUUGGAUCAGACCACAUUUAUUGGGAACUCAAUGGUGCAUUGUUGUGUUAUUGUUGUUGAAAUGGAAAGGCUGCGAUUCAAUCUGAUCGCACAUUGCAGUGCUCUUGACAUCAGAAAGUAAUUUCCAGCUGAGCCAACGUUAACAGAGGUUUACCUUGAAGGUCACCUCUGUGAAAGUGGGAACAUUACCUCUGUGAUAGUGUGCAGCAUUUACCUUGAAGGUCACCUCUGUGAAAGUGGGAACAUUACCUCUGUGAUAGUGUGCAGCGUUUACCUUGAAGGUCACCUCUGUGAAAGUGGGAACAUUACCUCUGUGAUAGUGUGCAGCAUUUACCUUGAAGGUCACCUCUGUGAAAGUGGGAACAUUACCUCUGUGACAGUGUGCAGCGCUGUAGCGAGCCUUGAAUUGAAUCGUGACCAACGUCUUGCUAUUCAGGGCUCACAAUUCCUUUCUCCUAAGUCUGUGUAUGGGUGAGUUUUAUUCAUCCCUAUACAGAGAGAUACGCCAAUGACAAUGUUUCUACCCAUCAAAUAUGAUGAUAAUGUAUUGAUAAAAAAUCUGUAUACAUACAUGAACAAAUCCAACUAUUUUGCUGUAUAGUUUCCAUUUUACAAAGAUGUAAAUGAGGCCGUUGUGAGUAAAA
Messenger RNA from Oncorhynchus mykiss (rainbow trout), 4271 nucleotides. Its product is annotated as heparan sulfate glucosamine 3-O-sulfotransferase 3B1-like. Gene Ontology annotation, molecular function: [heparan sulfate]-glucosamine 3-sulfotransferase activity. The record is from RefSeq and is a predicted model, not a curated record. Lineage: Eukaryota; Metazoa; Chordata; Actinopteri; Salmoniformes; Salmonidae.